Molecule: messenger RNA, 4411 nt
Organism: Sorex araneus (European shrew)
Lineage: Eukaryota; Metazoa; Chordata; Mammalia; Eulipotyphla; Soricidae
Gene: TIA1
Product: TIA1 cytotoxic granule associated RNA binding protein
Exons: 13
Coding region: 256-1416 (386 amino acids)
Molecular function (GO): mRNA binding
Source: RefSeq, a predicted model, not a curated record
GGUUCUGCGCCUGCGCAGCCCGGGUCACUCCGCGGGCUGUUCCGAGGUUCCCGGCUCGCCGCCAUCUUGCACUGGGGCUUCAUUGUUCGUGCCGGGCCGGGCGCUUUAGUGUAAUUGCCGCCGCCGGAGGAGGCGGAGUAACCUCUGGGCGGCCGAGCCACCCCGUUAUCCCGCAGCCAUAGCCGUUCAAACGAGGUGGGAGGUAGCAAAGGGUAGGGAGCUGGACCCGGAGGCGCCGCCGCGACAGCAGCAGCCAUGGAGGACGAGAUGCCCAAGACUCUAUAUGUUGGUAACCUUUCCAGAGAUGUGACAGAAGCUCUUAUUCUCCAGCUCUUUAGCCAAAUCGGACCUUGUAAAAACUGCAAAAUGAUUAUGGAUACAGCUGGAAAUGAUCCAUAUUGUUUUGUGGAGUUUUAUGAACAUCGUCAUGCAGCUGCAGCUCUAGCUGCUAUGAAUGGGCGGAAGAUAAUGGGUAAGGAAGUCAAAGUGAAUUGGGCAACAACCCCCAGCAGUCAAAAGAAAGAUACAAGCAGUAGUACCGUUGUCAGCACACAGCGUUCACAAGAUCAUUUCCAUGUCUUUGUUGGUGAUCUCAGUCCAGAAAUAACAACUGAAGAUAUAAAAGCUGCUUUUGCACCAUUUGGAAGAAUAUCAGAUGCCCGUGUGGUAAAAGACAUGGCAACAGGAAAGUCUAAGGGAUAUGGCUUUGUCUCCUUUUUCAACAAAUGGGAUGCUGAAAACGCCAUUCAACAGAUGGGUGGCCAAUGGCUUGGUGGAAGACAAAUCAGAACUAACUGGGCAACCCGAAAGCCUCCAGCUCCAAAGAGUACAUAUGAGUCAAACACCAAGCAGUUAUCCUAUGAUGAGGUGGUUAAUCAGUCUAGUCCAAGCAAUUGCACUGUCUACUGUGGAGGUGUCACUUCUGGGCUAACAGAACAACUAAUGCGGCAGACUUUUUCACCAUUUGGACAAAUAAUGGAAAUUCGAGUCUUCCCAGAUAAAGGAUAUUCAUUUGUUCGGUUUAAUUCCCAUGAAAGUGCAGCACAUGCAAUUGUUUCUGUUAAUGGGACUACCAUUGAAGGUCAUGUUGUGAAGUGCUAUUGGGGCAAAGAAACUCUUGAUAUGAUCAACCCUGUACAACAGCAGAAUCAAAUUGGAUAUCCACAAGCAUAUGGCCAAUGGGGCCAGUGGUAUGGAAAUGCACAACAAAUUGGCCAGUAUAUGCCUAAUGGAUGGCAGGUACCUGCUUAUGGAAUGUACGGACAGGCCUGGAACCAGCAAGGCUUUAAUCAGACACAGUCUUCCGCACCAUGGAUGGGACCAAAUUACGGAGUACAGCCUCCUCCAGGACAGAAUGGCAGCAUGUUGCCUAACCAGCCUGCUGGGUACCGCGUGGCAGGAUAUGAAACCCAGUGAACAAGGACUACAGAAUCUUAGAGCCAGUGGCUUGAGGCUACAGAGUGGAAAGCCGUUGUUUACUUAAUGAUUCAUCAAAUCAGUCAGUGCAAAUGUCAGAUACAAUGUAUUUAUUUAAAAGAUUUCAUUUUUUAAUCAUGAAAUUACUUAUCAUCCACAUUGUUUUUCAAAGAAACAAGAUGCUGGAUGUCUGCCAAUUUUUGCCUUCAUUACUUUUUUGAUAAAGUUUCUCAGAUCCUUGUUUGAAAUACAAAUGCAGGGAUUGCUGCCACUUUUUUAAAUUAAGAGGCAGAAAAUUGCACAAUGUUGAACUUUUUUCCACUAAAGUAGUGUGCAGUUCUAGUUUGCAUUCCUGAUGAUUUAAAAUAUGUAAUAUAAAUAUGUAAAAAAAAAAGAGAGAAAAAGAAAAGAAAAACCAAAACUGUGCAUAGUCUAGAAGUUCUUUGUAAUCUUCAGCUUGUGCACAAUUCUGUUUUAGGUUUUGUGUUUUUUUUUUUUUAAGGCAUUGUUUGAACGGUCCCAUUUCCACUGUUUUCCUUUUGGAAUUUUUAAACAUAAAUUAUUAGUUUGCAUCAUUUUUGUAUCUUCAUUUUUCCAUGAAUUUGUCUUGCCUUAUUAGAGUUCUGUAAAAUAAACUUAAAAAUGGGCAAAAAUAAUGUUCACUUAGAUUGAAAACUUUACUCAGAUGGAUUGAUAGUUGCAUUCAUCUUGUGUUUUAUAUGAGAAGGUGCCUCAAGAAUUCCCUGUUGGAUUUGUUUUAAAGGAUUUUUAUCUUCUGUGAUAAACUUUGCUGUGUACCAGGAAACAUAAAAACAAAAACUUGUGACUAAAGAAAAUCUCUGAAAUGUGAUAAGUUUUUAUGAACCCAUGUCAAUUUUAUGUGUCAACUUAUACAUUUACAUGUCUUGUUUCAUUAUGUAAAAUGUUUUAGCAAUUUAUGAUUUUGCACAGUUAGCAUACUGCCAUUUCCUUCUUAAAGGCAUCAUGCAGAGUUGACAAGAGAUUUACAAGGUUUUGUUUGCAUGUGAAUAUCAAACACAUACUUUGAUAGUCUUUGAAUAUAAAGUCAUCAGCUCUUGUUUUUCAAAAAUUUUGAGACACAAAGUUAUAUGUAACGGAAUAUAUUAAGUUGCCAUUUUCUAGUUACAUUUACUCAGAAAAGAGUAAAUCAUCUUAAUUGUAAUAUGUACAAAUGAUAGCUGUGAAACUGUAGAAUAUGCUGAUAUCAGGCUUGGGGUUUGUUAUGAACUCCGAAAUUAGCCUGAAGGACCAGCCGGGCAAAGCAUUUUUUAAAUGUUCAGAGGCCAAAAUAUAAACAAACAAACAAAAAAAAACCUUAAAAUCCUACCUCCGUAAACAGCCUUCAAAGAGGAAAAUCCUCAGUGCAAUCAUUAUUUGAUUCUUUUUGGUACCUGUUUUCCUGGAGUUCCCAAUUUUAUUAUUUUGGGGUCCUCCGAGCAUUAAGAGGUUUAAUCUUUGAUGGCAUUGUUCUAGUUUUGAAAUUUCUAGUACAUUUCAGAGUCUCUUAGAAGAAUUGUGGGAGAUUUUGUUUUGUUGUGGUUUUUUGUUUUUUCAGUGAGGUCAAAAACUUAAUUCUUCCUUGACUCACAAAGGGGAAGGGUCCCCGGUAUAUAUAUUUGGAUGGCUGGUUAUUUUUAAGACCUCAGAGAGCUCCUAGAAUUUUAUUUAGCAACUACAAAAGGCUUGGAGAUCUUAGAAUUUCCUGGCCUGGCCUUUGUCUUCCAGGUAGGAGCAGUUAACUCUAAGCUGGUCUCUAAGCCAAUACUCUUGUAAACCAGAGCCCAGGAAAGACAGCUCAUACGUGUUUAAUUCUCUGGAGCUCAAUUCUAUGCAGUUGUACUGAUGUUUCAUUAAGUCACUGUGUAUUUUCAAGUGUUGAUAAAAGUUGCUUUAUGGAAGAUGAGAAAAUUUUUAAAUACUUGGAAAUUUUAUUUCCUGUUCUAUAGAUCAGGGCAUGCAACCCAAAGCAGCUUGAAUAAAAUACUCAAAAAAAAUAGCAGCAAGCUAUUUUUAGUUUCUUCUGACUUGAUUCUAUUUAGUUCCCUCAUUUUUGUCUGAUUCAAAAAAUAUGUCCUGUAUACCUGUGGACUGCAGGGUAAAUUAUUUGUGCAUAAAUAAUUUCAGCAAAAAUACAGUUUAUCUUUCAUUUUGACUAUUUCAAGUAAUGAUACUUUUUAUUAGCCAGUAUAUUUUCUUAUUACACAAAUGUACGCUGACUACUUUUUGAGAAGUGGUAUUAUGCAUGACGAAAAGGCUACUACUGAACAGUCACAUUUCAGGAACAUUGCUAACUUUGGUUUAAAUUUUACUCUUAUUGUUAAAACAUCAUUUAAAGACUUUUCAGUCUAAUAGUACUUAGUAAUCAAUUGAGGGAAUUAGAGUUUUAAACAAUUUCAUUUUUUGCAAUAUGCAUUCAAAUUUUAUUUUUAAAUACAUCUGGUACUGUAAUGAACCUCAAAUUAUUCCCACUUAAUGGGUCAUUAAUCCAGUAUUCUUUGCCCUGACUUCGGAUAUUAAAGUUCUUUUAUGUUUUCUAUAACCUGUGGGAUCUCCUUGCAAUGAUUAUUGUGUGUGAGAGAUCUUUUUUGACCUAGCCAUAUUGUUACAUUAGAUUUUUUAAAAAUCUUUUUUUCAGAAACCAUGGUUUGCAUUGAAUUGCUGUUUAACACCACAAAAAGUUGGCAUUCUGCAGAUUUAACUCAUCAUGAACCAGAUCUCAUUUUCAUUGUUGAUAGUAUCUGUUGAAGAUGAGAUUCACAGUCUGAUUUUAUUCUUUUCCUGUUUUGUCCCUGUGUUUGCUUGUCUUCCUUUUGUAUGUUUGUUAGAGCUCUGUUAUAUUUGAUAAGACCGUUUAUAAAACCUCAUUGCAUAUAAAGCAAGCUAAAUUUACUAAGUGCUAUAGGGUGCUCUCGAGGUUACAGUUGAGUUGUAAAAAUAAAUAUGUUUUUAAGAAAUAAACUUCCCAGGAAAGAGU